GAUUCAUCCUCUAUUUGCAGUAUGAUUGCAUUGCUAUGCAGUAUGAGAUAUUGGCAUUUUGAAAUGAGACCAACCUAUUGACUUGUGAUUGUAAGGGACUCCGCACAGCACUAAUGGCAGACAAAACACAAUCCUGGUUUUACUAGAUAUAUCAGUGAUAAACGCACAGAUUCAGGACUGACAUUUCUAGCUCUAUCUGAACACACUGUUAUGUGUAAAAGGAGAGAGACCAAGUACAGGCAUCCUGUUAGUGUGUGUUUCCAGUUGAGUUGGGUAGACAUAUCUCUGUACAGCCCAUCUAAUAUACGUUAAGCCCAUCAUUGGAAGUUAAACUGAAGGUAUGCAGCUUGCCUAUGUACAGUACCAUUGGAAAAGACAAGAAAGCGAUGAGUUUUACUGCCUGUUUCAGAAAAUAAAUUUAGCCCAAUAAUUUGGUCUAGUUCAGUUCAAGAUAACUACUUAAAUAAGUUUCUUGACAGCCUGUGUGCCACUCAGAAGAGUAAAGGGGACGACUAGGUUUCUGGACAAUGCAGUUCAAUAGUUGACUGGACACCUGACUGGUGGGGAGAAACAUGCUGAUAAAGGAGUACAGGAUCCCCCUUCCUCUCAGUGUAGAGGAGUACAGGAUAGCUCAACUGUAUAUGAUACAGAAAAAGAGCAGAGAUGAAAGCAGCAGCUCAGGCAGUGGUGUGGAAAUUAUUGUUAAUGAGCCCUACAAGGAUGGCCCAGGAGGAAAUGGACAGUAUACUUAUAAGAUAUUUCACAUUGGGAGCCAUUUGCCAGGUUGGUUCCGUGCUAUCCUUCCCAAGUCGGCCCUGAGGGUGGAGGAGGAGGCCUGGAAUGCUUAUCCCUAUACCAAAACCAGGUACAAGUGUCCUUUUGUGGAGAAAUUCCUCCUGGAGAUAGAGACCAAAUAUCUUGGUGAUGGAGGAGAGGUAGAAAAUGUGUUUGACCUGUCAGCUGCAGAACUGAGGAAUAGGACAGUAGAUAGAAUAGACAUUGUAAAAGAUCCCAUAUCCUCUGGCGACUAUAGGAAAGAGGAAGACCCUAAAUUAUUUAAAUCCAAGACCGGGCGAGGACCUCUCUCUGAUGACUGGCUACAAGAACACAUAGACCAGUCUAAGAACCCAGGUUCUUCAGGCACCAAGAUCAUGUGUGCAUAUAAGCUGUGUAAAGUUGAGUUUAGAUAUUGGGGAAUGCAGAGCAAGAUUGAGAGAUUCAUCCAUGAAAUUGGUCUGCGUAAGACCAUGCUGCGUGCACAUCGACAGGCAUGGAGCUGGAUGGAUGAGUGGUAUGGACUAGAACUCAGUGACAUACGCAGACUGGAGAAAGAAACACAGGAAACAUUAGCAAAGAAAAUGAAAAGCUUCAUGAAUGAGAAUGAUGACAGCAUUAUCAGUGACAGUAUCAGUAACAGUGUUACUCCAGCUAGGAGUUUACCUGUCAAUGAGUCCAGUGCUACUCUGACUGAGAGUGACAGUAUAGCCAAGUCCACAGAGACAUUGACCAAGUCCACUGGGAACCUUAGUGAGGGCUCCAGUACUCCCACCACCCCGGUUAGGCGCAUUUCCACAUCUGGGACUGCUAAGAGAAAGUCCUGGGAAAAUGCCGCAUCUGCAUCCAGGCGCUCACAGAGAAGUUCAUCUCGUAGCAUGUCAGACUGGGUGGUGGAGAAGAUAGAGGAUCUUGCAGACACCUCUGAUGAAGAAUUCUUUGAUGCACAAGAGGAAUUUGCAGAGGAUGCCAACACGGCAGUCUCUGGUGUUGUGAGGACCAGUAGUAUGGAGGCCCUCUCAUCUGGUGACCAUGCUGGCAAACUAGCCCCUGAUGAAAUCCUGGAAGAGGAAUACUUGGACAGUAUAGACUGUCAGAUGAUCCAUGAAGCUGAGGAUGCUGAUACUCUAGGAGAAAGUACAGAUUCCACAUUUAGUCGUCGCCUAGAGCAAUUCCAGUCCAUGAAAUCGAGACCUAAGAGGUCUGACCAUUCCCCUCCGAACACUCCAUCCUCCAAGUUAUCACCAUCACCCGUGUGCAACACAAAUGUUCUCUUUCUGGUGCUCCAUGGAGGCAGCAUCCUAGAUUCUGGGCAGUUUGAGCUUGGCUCUCAGCGUUCAGAUAUCAGCACGCUACGAGGGACUUUUGAUAAAGUGAUCAGAGCACAUUAUCCCGCCAUGUAUGGUCAUCUGGCUAUACGACUUGUUAGAUGUCCCCUCCUGUGUGCCGAAACCUUGCAGAUUUUAGAAAGCUUAAGCCCAUUUGGUUAUGACAGUCAGCGCAGCAAUGAUGACACAUCUCCUUACCUGACAGACAAUCUUCCCCUUGGUGCCAUUUCUCUGUUUGCUACGUCCAAUGCAGAUUACCAGGACCAAGUAAUUCAGGUGAUUGCUAGAGCCAACCAGGUCUACAACGACUUUCUUAGGUCAGAGGAGGGGAAGGGCUUCAAUGGACAGGUGUGCAUGAUAGGAGACUGUUCUGGUGGCAUCUUUGGCUAUGAUGCUUUAUGUUAUGCUUCACAAUCACUACUUAGUCGCACAAACAGUCGUCACGGAAGCCACUCCAGUCUAACUGAAGGGGAUGACGAACCUGUACAGAAAUUAAAUGUAGAACCCGAUAGGAGACUCAGUUCUAGUAACCCUGACCUAACUACCGAUGAUCCCAGAGCAACAUAUAAGCGGGCACAAAGUGACAAUCGUGGUAUAUCGAGUAAUGAGGAUAAACCAUUGCAGCAUAAGCCUGUCAUGAGACAUUUAUCACUGCCACCUACAAGGCGGAUCAGUACAGGGAGCAGUCAGACAGAGGGAAACAAUGACCUUAAAUUAGAAUUUGAAGUGACUGAUUUCUUCUUGUUUGGUUCUCCUUUAGCUUUGGUACUUGCAUAUAGGCGGAUAAACAGCUGGGAUGAGAAACACAUUCCUCCUCUGAAGCCUUCCUGUCUCCAGCUGUACAACCUUUUCCAUUCAUCAGAUCCAUCUGCAGCAAGGUUAGAGCCGCUGCUAGACGACAGAUUUAGACAGGUGCCCCCUGUAAAGAUAUCUCGAUAUUCCAAAUUUCCACUGGGUGAUGGACAGUCUCUUCAUGUUGUGGAGACAGUGCAGACCCAGAGUUCAGUGUUUUUGGCACAAGAGGGCACUGUUAGCUCUCCAAGAGGAGCCCCCAUGGACAGGCGUGAAAGCAACAUAAGUAUGGUCAGUCAGCUUUCUGGCCAGGCUGACCCGGUCAUCUCUUCUAUAGCGUCAGUUGUGAGCAAGUGGUGGGGCAGCAAGCGUCUAGACUAUGCUCUCUACUGUCCUGAAGCAUUGAACAGUUUCCCUGUCAAUGCUCUACCUCACUUAUUCCACUCCAGCUACUGGGAGUCCACAGAUGUUGUGGCUUUUAUUCUUAGACAGAUUGUGCGCCAAGAUGACAUGUAUGCAGCGUCUGAGACAACAAAGGAUGCUUCAAUAUUUAGACCUCCACAGCCUAGAGAGAAGUGGUUACACCGGAGAACUACUAUCAAAGUCAGAAAUGUAGGUCCAAAUCACCGUGGUAAUGACACUAUAGUUCAAGAAGAUAGGCCUCAGGUUCUUGCUGCGAGGUUUAUGUAUGGACCCUUAGACAUUGUACAAUUGUCAAGGGAAAAAGUUGACAUCCAUGUGAUGACACAGCCACCUUCAGGAGAGUGGCUGUACUUUGGCACUGAGAUAACAGACAGCCAUGGAAGAGUCUCAUUUAAAAUUCCUGAGGACAAACGUCUCAGCCAGGGAAUGUAUCCUGUUAAAAUGGUAGUCAGAGGUGACCAUACUUGUGCAGACUUCUACCUGGCAGUUCUCCCACCAAAGACAGAAGCUGUAGUAUUCAGUAUUGAUGGCUCUUUUACAGCCAGUGUGUCAAUCAUGGGAAAAGACCCCAAAGUCAGGGCUGGAGCUGUAGAUGUAGUCAGGCAUUGGCAGGAUCUAGGCUACUUGAUAAUCUAUGUGUCAGCCAGGCCAGACAUGCAGCAGAAGAGAGUGGUGUCAUGGCUAGCACAGCACAACUUCCCCCAUGGGAUGGUCUCCUUCAUGGAUGGGCUUUCUGCUGACCCUCUCAGGCAGAAGACUCAGUAUCUAAAAAAUCUUGUCAGUGAGGCAGAGAUCUCCAUCCAUGCAGCAUAUGGCUCCAGUAAAGACAUUGCAGUUUAUCAGGCAGUGGGCUGCAAGCCAGAACAGAUAUAUAUUGUUGGCAAAGUGGCAAAAAAGUAUUACCAACAGGCCCAAGUAUGUUGCCCCAAUCACAAAUAUUUUAUUCUGGCAGCCAUCUCUGAGCUGCAAAAAAGUUGGGGGGAAAAUGAUGCUUGUUUAUGAUGUUGGCUUAGGCAGAACAUUAUUUGUUUAGUUUUUUUAAAAGAAAACAUUUUCUCUUAACUAUAAUAUGAUAGUCAGUUCAUAGCAUCAAUAUUUAGAAAAAUAUAUCAAAUUAUCCUCAACUUAACCAUGGUAUUUCAGAUCCUGGCAGAUGGUUAUGCUGCACAUCUCAGUGACCUGAUCCUACACGGAGCUUCUCGCCCUGCAGUGGGUAAUGCACGUAUGUUUAUUCGCAAGAGUUGCUUCAUGUUGCCAGGCCAGAUGAAGACAUCAGGGAAGAAGCAGGCAGCUCGCAGGAUGUCAUCAUUCCCCAACCAGCCAGCAUUAGAGAUUCCAGAGGACAGCACUAUGCCGGCCAUAGGGGUCAGUCAGUCUGGGAACACCGUGGUGGAUGCAGGGCAGCUAGGGGUGGGUAAAGUUCGAGCCAGGGGAGCAUCACCAAGGGGGAAGAAUAGAGGUUUUGAGACUGGGGUCUAGGUUUAGAGGAGUUGCAGAAAGACCUAGCAUCCUAUGGGAUUGGAAUCUGACUGGUGAUUAAGUUCAGCUGUUUAGUGGUUGAGAUGGUUGAAAACUCUGAGGUUGGAUUGUUUGACUUCCUUUUGGGAUAAAACCAAAUUUUCCUACCCACACUUUCAGGGAGAAAACUCUGACCUUAUGAAUGUGGGUUAAGGUCAUCUCCUGGAACGAAAGGAACACAACAUUGAUAAAAGUUUAACUAUGGUUGUGAGAUGCAGGAAUUAUAGACAGCCAUUUUGAUGGAUUGACAAGUUGAUUACAGACACAAUGAUUUUAGGAAAGAGACUAUUUAUAAGAAUUGUACAUGGAAAAUCAGCAAAUAUGUUUGUUUGUAGCCCAAACCAAGUGAUGAGCCAAGAAGUUUUACAUGGAGUUUUACAUAAAGCUUUUAGUAAAUCAUGCUUCAUUCAGGAACUGAGAAACAUACUCUCACAUUAAAAAAAGUUCUGGACUCGGUGUUAUGUUGUUACAGAGUAUAUUUUCGAUGGUUGUUUCGUCACUAAUUUGUUUUGUCUGUUCAAUAAUGAAAAUGUGUAAAGAAGUGAAUAAUGAUAUUCUUUUUAUGUAAUAUUGAUUUCAUUGCAUAGUUUGAGUUGUUAUUAGUAACUUGUUCAGUACAAUCAAUAAGGAUCUUUCAAAAAUACUUGCAGUGUAAACACUAAUUUAUGCUAAAAGCAAAUUCUUUUUGUUAAAUUAAGGAUGUGAAAAAAAAGUGAGAGAUAUGAAAGGGGUCUGUACUAAAAGGUCAAGAUUGAUAUAAGUUACAUUUAUAAAUUUUGCCAUGAAUUUAGUACUUAAUUCUUAGCAUUGGUAAUAGUAUAGUUAUAAAAACAUGGCGAUUAAAUGCGAUCCAUGGGGGAUGCACUGUUUAUGGACAGGCACUUUUGGCUGUUUUUUAGCCAUCCCUUAUGUCUGUCACAUCAUUCUGUGCACUUUUUGAUCACCCCAUUUUUAAUGAUCUUUCAUGGUAGAACACUAGUCCAAUUAGUUUAUUGAUUAAGAUAUUUUUUUAUUUAAAUAGUCUUAACCUUCUAUACUUCUAUUCUUAUCAAGGUUUUAUGAUCUUCAUCAAAUUUACAUGUCAGUUAGUUGAAGUACUGUACAUUUGGCAGAUUUUGCUGCUUGAUCUUUAAUAUGUGCACAUUGUAAUUAGUUAUGAAAAUAAUAGGACUUUUUAUAUUUUAAUUGAGGAUUUUGGUCAGUAUUGCUCUGGUGGAAGUUACUUUUGAUCCAUCUUUUAGUCUGUCUCUCAGUUGUGCUAACAAUCAUGACUUGAAAGAGUGGAAUGUUUUCUUUUAAAACAAUAGAUAAUAAAGAAUUUUUACAUAUUCUGAGUUAUGUGAAUUAAAAAUGUUCAUAUAAAUUACAAUAUUAUUUUUAGCUCCAAUUAUUAUAUUUCAUUUUGUUAAUGAUUAGCAUCAUGGCUACAAUUUCAGGCAACUGUUCAUAUAAUAUUGGGUAUUUUUUUCCAAAAAGUAUGUAUGUUUAUCUAAUGAAUAUCAUAUAUAUAUAUAUAUAUAUAAAUGCUUCAAUUUUCUAUGUAUCCAGUUUAUAUAUGAUUGUUAACUCUAUCUUUCUCCAAGUUGGCAGUUUUUUCUUUGACAAUGUCAAAGAAAUUGGAAAAAUUAAUAUAUCAUUUGAAAAAAUAGUUAUUAACUGUUUGUGUGCUAUGAAAUCCCCCUCCCUUAUUUCUGUUUACUCUUCCACUUAAGACUGUACCAAAAAUAAAGUAUUGUAUUGAUAAGGUAUUAUUUUUGUAGUUUUAUGUUAUUGUACAUGUUGCUUGAAUGUACAUUGUUUGACUAUUUAAAAGUUCAGAGUAUAUGUACAUACAUGGAUAUGUAAUAAUUUCACCUUUUAAAUUAACCAUGACUAGGUUUAAUCACCAGAUGAGAAAAGCAUUAAUUUACAUCAUAAACAGUUGUUAAAGUGAUAUAUGUAUGAAUGUGAUAGGUGUAAAAUUGGUGCUGUACAGUGUUCAUUAUGCUCAGUAGAAAUCCCAUUUUGCAGGUGAAGCUCAUGCUUUGUACCAGUUUGACGAUCACUCAUGUAUCACAAUGUCAAGUUUUCAGAAUCACUGUUGAAAGUGUUUUUUGCAAUAUUUAACACGAAUAAAUGUCUCAUCAGAUGAGGAA
Molecule: messenger RNA, 6970 nt
Organism: Lingula anatina
Lineage: Eukaryota; Metazoa; Brachiopoda; Lingulata; Lingulida; Lingulidae
Product: protein retinal degeneration B
Biological process (GO): phospholipid transport
Cellular component (GO): cytoplasm
Molecular function (GO): phosphatidylinositol binding; metal ion binding; phosphatidylcholine binding
Source: RefSeq, a predicted model, not a curated record